This is a messenger RNA of Lymnaea stagnalis (great pond snail), 9754 nucleotides long. The record is from the annotation of a GenBank genome assembly. Lineage: Eukaryota; Metazoa; Mollusca; Gastropoda; Lymnaeidae.
UCCCAAUAUUGUGAAUGUAAAAAGAUAUGCAUGGGCUGCAAUACAGAUUGAAUAAUGUCAUCAUUAUCUUGUAGAGUUUCAGGCAGGAACCCUUCUAACCAUGGACAUCUUAAGGGGAUGACUUAGACAGCCCCAGUGGAAUUCCUGCAACGUCUGUCUAAAGGAAUUUGUCAUCUGGAAUCCCUCCCCCUCUCUUUCCACUGUUCUUAGAGCUUAAAUUUUUUCAAAGUUUAACUUUAAAAGGGGUGUGGAAUUUAUGAAUAGCCUUUUGGAGUAGGAAAACUGAAACAAUGAAAAACUAGUUUUUACCACACACACUUCUCUGUAAAGUGCAAAAAUUAAUGAAAAGGUAAAAAGAAAAAAAAAGUUAUGUUUCAAAAAUAGUUUUGUUUGAAAGUUUUCUUUCUUGUUGUGUUAAAUUCAAGCUUAAAUAAAAAUAAAUUCAUUUUCUUGCUCCGGUCUUAUAGUGAUUUGGCUAUUGAUACAUUUUUGUUUUUAAAAAUUUGAUUACCUGUAUGUUUUGGGAAAUUUAGAUUACCUGUCUGUUUAGGGAAAUUUAGAUUAUCUAAAUGUUAAGAGAAAUUAGAUAAUCUAUUAGAUUUAGAAGAGGGCUUACUUUCUUGCUAAAAUGGUAAAAUUAAAAUAACAGGGGUUUUGUUUUAGAUGUCAUCUUUAGGAACGUUCAUAAUAUUAUAUGUAAAUUGGUUUGGUUUGGACAUCAUAUGCAAUAAUUAUAUCUCUGAAUUUAAAUAAUGGUGUAAGUUGAAGAAACCUUAUUAAUUAUUUCUAAAAAAUUGUCAAUUUAAUAUUCUUAAGAAAAACUUAUUUAUUAAUUUUAUUAUUAUGUUAAUAUGUUAAGCGAAACUUUGAAUGGGAGGGCACAAAAAGAUGACUACAAAUGAAUAAUUUCAAUAAAAUUUCAUGUAAUAUUUAUUGAAUGUGCCAAAGUAUCUCAUGAAGGAUUCAUCAUUUCACAUUUGCCAUUGGCAGUUUUUUACUAAAUAAAAAAAAAAAAAGAUUAAUUUUUUGCAAUAGUCGGUUAUAUAUAUUCUCUUCAACAGGCUGUUAGCCUCAAUAAAUCACUUAAUGCAGUUUUAUUGUGCUCCUCUCUCGGAUCACAAGUACUCAAGUACUUUAUGUGUGUCUAUAAUCAUUUAUACCUUGUAAUAUAGUCCAAAUAAGUUGACACUCUGCUUUUUGGGCAAUGUUCUUCCCAAUUGUCACCUUCUUAGAACAGUAUUAAAAUUUAGAGAGCGCACAGUUCUUUUUUUAUUUGCUAAAUCAAGGCUGCAAUGAUUUGCAGAAAAACUAGAAAAUGAUCCACAAUCACAAACAUUUUUAUAUUAUUUUUUUUUCUACCUACCCAGGAAAAGAAGCCUUCCCAUUGCCAGCAGGCCUCACAGAGCUCGGUCGCCAUGGGUUACAAGUACACUAUUAUCUACUCCAUCAUCUCUUGUGUCACAUUUGUUUUCAUGAUAGUAGUAGAUCUGAUCUUCAGGAUUUUAUACAAAGGGAAAGGACAAAGAGUAACCACCGUGACAGAUCCUCUUUUGUUGCUACCAGCUUCGGUGCUGGCCCAGAAGAUACGCAGCAGACAGGUCAGAUUUUAAAUCUCCUUCUGUAAUACAUGUUUUAUGAUGUAAUGCUGUUGCAAUAAAAAAAGUCAGUUUAUAUUGCAUUUCUAGUAUGGAUUUGAAUCAUUAAAGGAACCUUUCAUUGCAACCCUUGGAUUCUUAUUGUAUAGUUUUUUAUAUUGAACUAAAUUUGAUAGCUUUACAAUAUGGCAAUUAACAUAAUAUAUCUAAGGGCGAUUAAAAUCUUGAUGUAUUUAACUAAUGGCGGAUUUUAAUGUCUUUUCAGUAAUAUAAAGUGUUUUUUGGUUUAUUUACAUGAUUAAUGCAGCUUAGAGCGGAAGAUGUCAUGGCAGCUUACAUAGCGAGGGCCAAGGAAGUGAACACGCUUGUCAAUGCAGUAGUAGGAGAGCAGUAUGACACAGCCUUGCGUCGGGCACAGGAGCUGGACAGCACUCUAGAUUCUCUGUCGAAUGAAGAAAUUAUGCAGCAGUACUCUGAAGACCAAAAACCACUUCUUGGCGUCCCCUUAACUGUAAAAGAGGCUUUUUAUUGGACUGGUAAAUAGCAGAUAUGAUAAUACAUCAAUCACAACUCAUUUGAGCAAAUUAAAAUUAUUUCUUUUUUAUUAUUUUGCAGAGAUUCAAGUUUUGUGUGGAAAUUUGUUUUUUUAAAAGGAACAUUCUCCUUUAGGUUUUUUUAUAACUAUCUUUUAGGUGCUCUUGCAUUAAAUUUUUAGAAUGUUAAUCCUGAGACAUCUGAAAGUUAUUCAUUUUUUGCAAGCUGCAUGCUGAAAAAAAAAAUGUAAAGUUAUCUGAAUGAUUCUGUGUAGUUCUACCUUUUAAGUUUCUACCUUGUUUUGUCUGUAGGCAUGGCUAACACAUCGGGAGUAACAAGCCGCAAACAUCUGAGAUCAACCCACGAUGCCCCCGUUCUGGCCAACCUUCAGUCUGCUGGUGCCAUCCCAUUCUUGCAGACCAACAUCAGUGAGGUGUGCAUGUGGUUUGAGUCAUCCAACUAUGUGUAUGGCUGCACCAACAAUGCUUAUGAUACAACUCGCAUGGUUGGAGGAAGCUCAGGUAAAACAGUUGGAGUUCUCUCAAUGAAAAAAGAAAUUGCCUUUAAUUUUUUAACGCAUUUGGAAUGUUUAUUACAAAGUUACACAUGGAUAUAAAUUUGAAGUUUCCAUAGCAGGCCAAAUAUUUAAUUUAUACCCAGUUCUCUGAAUUAAGUGGUUGACUGACAAACUGGCUCCUGACAAAAAUAAGCUUACUGAGUUGGCCUCAGUGUUGAUGAAAUAGCUGGCUUCUCAUCAACUAGUUUAGUAUUAUCCUUUAACUUAUCUGAAUGUCAAUUAUUUUAAAGUUUUAUUUUGACAGUUCAAUAACGGAAAAACAUUUAUUUUUAACAAAUUAAGCAUUUACCAAUAUCGCCUUACAUUAUGUGUCUUUUUUCAAAGUACUCUAUUUUGACUACAUGUGAUAUGGUCUUACUUAUUCUUUCUUAACUUCUUGUCAAAGAUUUAUUGUUAUAAUAAAAGGUACAUGUAUAACACAAUCAAUUUAUAUUGAAUUAAUAAUAAUCAAGAAAAGAACAAAAAAACAAUCGGGAAACAAUUCUUGAUAAUUUACCUUUGGAAGAAAUUUAUGAGUUGCAAUGAUCAUAAUGGGAAAUUAUUCUAUGGGUUCAAAUGUAAUUUGAUUUCCUGCAUGUAGAUGUUGUACUCUAUUUCUAAGAUGUUAUACUCCAAAUCUUAGAUGUUAUAAUCCACAUCUUAGAUGUUAUACCCCAUAUCUUAGAUGUUAUACUCUGUUUCUAAGAUCUUAUACUCGAUUUCUAAAAAUUCUUAUCAAAGGUUAUCAGUUUUUUCUACUUGGGGUAAAAUGCAGGUCCCUGGGAGUCAUUAUCUUGAUCCAAAUGUGAUGGAAAAUUAUCGCCCCAUCUCCAAUCUACCAUUUAUUUCUAAAAUCUUAGAAAAAGUCGUUCUCCGCCAACUCCAGGAUCACCUCACUCAGUUUAACUUGUUUGAACCAUUCCAGUCAGCAUACAGGGUGCAUCAUUCUACUGAGACAGCCCUGUUGCGCGUCGUAAACGACCUUCUGUCGUCUUGUGAUGAGGGCAGGGUAUCGAUUUUGUCUUUACUCGAUUUAUCGGCAGCUUUCGAUACGCUCGACCACGGCAUACUGCUCCAGCGUCUGCAACAAACGUUCGGUCUCACUGAUACCGUCCUGUGUUGGUUCCGAUCGUAUCUGACUAAUCGGGUCCAGUCGGUUAUUUCAAACGGCUUGACCUCGAAGAAAUCUAAUCUCGAAUUCGGAGUACCCCAGGGCUCGGUCCUAGGCCCGGUGCUUUUCACGAUGUACAUUCAGCCCCUGGGCGCAGAGAUCAGGCAGUUUGACAUGUUGUAUCACAUGUACGCGGACGAUACACAACUUCAUCAAUCCGUGAUCCCUUCUCAGUUCCCUCAGCUGCUCAGUAUGACACAGAAGACAAUGGAGUCGGUUAAGCACUGGAUGACCAUAAACAAGCUCAAAUUAAAUGAUGAUAAGACUGAGCUGCUCCCCAUCGCGACCGCUCAGAAGCAAAAAUCUGCAAAUAACACGACAUCCAUUACUCUCUCAGGUGUGCGUAUUGAGUUAGCUCAAACAGUGCGGUACCUGGGUGUCUACCUAGAUAGAAGACUAACUUUUGAAAGUCAUAUUAACAUGCUAUGCAGGGCGAUUUUUCUGGAGCUGCGCAGGAUUAGUCAAAUCAGGCCCUUCCUAACAAUUGAUACAACAAAGAGGCUGAUGUCUGCAUUUGUGCUAUCACGCAUGGACUAUUGCAAUGCUCUCAUGGUGGGUCUUCCAGCUACGCUCCUGGAUAAAAUUCAAAUAGCACAGAAUAAUGCGGCUCGCAUUGUUCUCCGCAAACGCAAGUUUGACCAUGCAAAAACACUUCUGAGAGAGCUGCACUGGCUGCCAGUGCGUGCUCGCAUGGAGUACAAAAUCGCAACUUUGUGCUACCGCUGCUUACAUGACCUGGCGCCGUCCUAUCUGAAAGAGCUGCUGACGCCUUAUGUACCCAGUAGAGAGCUCCGCUCAUCCGAUAGUGGCAAACUCUCGACACCACGUGUUUGCCUUGAGACUUACGGAAAGCGCACUUUCGCAUUUGCUGGUCCAACAAUUUGGAACGCCCUUCCUGUCGAUCUUAGAAACAACCAGACACUGGAGUCCUUUAAAACCGAUCUAAAGACACAUCUAUUUCGCAAAUACCUUCUGGGAUGAUUGUCUACCUUAUUUUCCAGUUAAUGCAUAAUGGCUGUGUUGCUUAUGGUUGAAAUGGCUAGAAAGACUUUGCCAUUGUAUGCUUGUACUUAGUUUUUGUCGUGUUGCGUUUGUUUUAAAUGUGGUGAAUUAUAGAUAUUUUUUGUUGACUUUGUACCGCGCUUCGAGCCUUUGGGGAUGAAGCGUGUUUUUGAAAUGAACUUUAUUAUUAUUAUUAUUAUUAUUAUUAAAUUUAUUGAGUUUUAAAAGAUUUAAGUUGAUUAUUUUCUUUCAAUAAAAAUUUAAACACAAAAUGUGUGCUUGUUUCAGCUUAGCCCAUUUUCAUCUCACUCAAGACGCAUUUUAAAAUAAUUGUAAGUUAUUCUUUUAAAUGCGUCAAUUGCCAGAAUUUCUGUUUUUAUUUUUUGACCUGGUGUUAUCUCUGAAAGGCGGUGAAGGCUGUAUCCUGUCGACUGGUGCAUCUGUCAUUGGGAUUGGCUCAGAUAUUGGUGGAAGCAUUCGUAUGCCUUGUUUCUUCAAUGGUGUGUUUGGCCACAAACCAACAGGAGGUAUGCCAUUUUAACACUGUGUUGUAGGUGCUCAUCAUGGAUGGGCAUUCUGUUAGCCUUUUAACAUUUCUGACCUUAAAGAAGAUAGAAGUGAGGUUAUUCUUUAAACAUUGAGAAUCAUCAUUAUGGUGUGGGUUAUCAAACUUGCAGCCUGCAAGCAGAUUUUUGUGUUAAAAGUGUCACAAGUUGUGAUUUUGAAAUAGAAAAAUGUUAAAUAAUGACUCAUCAUGUGGGUGGUUGGUGGACCUUGAGCUGACAUUGAGUCAUUCUUAUUUAGGAAGUUCUUGAAUCAACUGUGGGAAUUUUUUUUACAAAGUUAUUUCAUUUUGUAAACAAGAAGAGUUACAUGUUUCCUUGAUGCACUGUAUGAAAUCUUAACAUGCUUAUGUACUGAUCUUGAAUUACACAUAUUUCAUUUUUCAAGACAGAAACAUGAUAUUUCUCUUAGUGCACCCAAUAAAACAAAUAAAAUUAGAAAUUUAGCCCUGAAGAAAGGGGUCAAGGAACAAAAAGGAAAAUUAAAAUGAUUUUACUUAAUAAACUUUUGCCCAUUCUUAUUCUUUUUUUUAAAUUUAUGUUUGGGUUGGAUGCAUACAUAUAUUUAUACUUACAUAAAUGUUUUUUUUGUUGUACUGACGAAGGCAUUGGCCGAAACAUUUGCAUUUGUAUUUUGUGUAACUAUUAUUAAAGCUUACCCAAUAUUGCAUUAUUGACACAAAUUGUUUGUGUUUCAUUAAUCUCCUUGAAAAUUUUGUCGCAGUCCAACACUCUUAUUAUAAACAUUAUAAUAAAUCAUUAUAGAGCAUUUGAAUUUUUUGUUAUCUAGGAGUUGUGGAAAAUGGUGGUCAGUUUCCAAUAGCAAGUCCAACAGCCAUGGCACUGCUAGCCACCGGACCCAUGUGCCGCUAUGCCACUGAUCUUAUCCCCAUGUUGAAGGUCAUGGCUGGACCAGCUGGUGUACAACAGCUUCAGCUAGAUACCAAUGUAAGUGUUUGGCCAGAACCUAUUCUUGCCAUCAUUCGUCAUAUGCCCUUCAGUGGUGUGUUAAACAUGGGAAAGGGAUUCAUUUGAUAAGAUAAAAUUAAUUCACAUAAUCAAGUGUGGUCUGACUCUUUUAAUUACACUUUGGGAAGGAGUGGUUACAAAUGACCCAUGAACGUUGGCUGUCUAUAAAUUUCUCAAUUACAAUUUUACAUAAAUUGUGGUAGCGCAAAAUAAAAUGCAAAUUACAGGAAAUUAUUAUCUCCUUGCAUAUUGACCUCCGAUAUUUAUUGCACCAAAGCUGUUAGCGGCGUCACGAAAAGAGGCAUAAAAACUUGCCAAAUGAUUUGACAAGAUUCCAACAUGGCUGACAUAAGUGAAUUAAUUUCAUAAACAUGUUGACAUCUGCAUCGUUUUCUUCGGAAGAAUUGGCUCCUGAAUAUGCCAAUGCUAAAAACGGUACACAUCAAAGUCAUGGUUUCCUCGCUUGAAGCUUGAUGGUUAACAUUUGGCUCUGUAGUUUUUAAUCACUUUCACAUCUGUGCCAUGUGGGCAGCAAUGAAUCAAAGAUCUGUGAGCAUACAGUGCAGAUAAAAUAUCUUUCAUUGACCCUAUGUUACGCUAUCAAAAAUGUGAAAAGUACCCAGACCUAAAAAAAAGGAGAAAAUGAUUUUUUUUAAAAAUCCUAUUUAUAUCCUGUAUCUCUGUUGCAGGUGGAACUAUCCAAACUAAAAGUCAUCUCAGUACCUGACGAUGGAGGCUCACUUUUAGUCAGCAAGGUAGAUGAGGAGUUGGUUGACAUUCAGAGACAGGUAAAAAGUGUACCUGUAUUGGGGAUUCAACUGUUAACUUCACUUAGUGGCCAGUUCACUUUCUAAUAUUGGGGGGAGCUUGGUUGCUGUGGAUUAAAGUUCGAUCUUGUAAUUUUGUUAAAUACAGUGUUUUUAGUUUACAGUUUGAAGUGCAUUCAUUUGUGGCAGCUAUUUAUAGCCUGGUGGUACACUAAUUUAUUCAGUUUGAAGUGCAUUCAUUUUUUGUAGCUAUUUAUAGCCUGGUGGUACACUAAUUUAUUCAGUUUGAAGUGCAUUCAUUUUUUGUAGCUAUUUAUAGCCUGGUGGUACACUAAUUUAUUCUUGUAUAUUUACAGUCAACUUUGUAAAAAAAAAUAUUUAAAAUUGACCCUUAUUUUAAAAAGGGUGCCAUAUUAAUUUUCGAAGCUGAUGCAGACAAAAUAACACGUUCCCUUUUCAUGAAUCCUAGGUCUACACCUUCUGCAUUAAAUAUUAUUUAUUUGAUUGAAUCUAAUGUCCCACUUUCUGUAAAUCAGGUUGCAGAGUACCUGAAAAAAGAAGGGGCCCUCGUAAAGGAAACUCAUAUAAGAAAAUUCCGACUUGGACUCCAGAUGUGGGCAGGGAAAAUGAAUCUGUGCAAAGAUUCCCCAAAGUUCGCCACUCUGAUGUCUGGGAGUGAAACAGAACAUGUCAACUGUUUUCUGGAAGUCUUGAAGAAGCUGACCGGUCAGUCGUCCCACACCGUCCCAGCCAUCGCCCUAGGCUUGGUUAACGACAUCCUCCCCAAAUACACCAAGUCAUCCGAUGACCAAGCCGUUCAGAUUUUAGAAGCCCUGAGAAAAGAACUGCUGGAGCUCAUGGGGGAUGAUUCCGUGCUGCUCUACCCUUCCCACCCCAAGCUCGCACCCUACCACAGCCACCCGAUAUUCACACCUUUUAAUUUUGCCUACACCGCUAUGUUUAAUGCCCUCGGGUUCCCCGUCACCCAGUGUCCCCUCGGCCUCUCAAAAGACGGACUCCCCCUGGGUGUCCAAGUUGUGACCACUCCAUACAAUGACCACCUCAGCCUGGCAGUAGCUAAGAAACUGGAAGAAAAUUUUGGAGGAUGGAUGAACCCAGGACUGCAGCGAAAUCCUAGCCUUAAACAUUAGGAUAUUAUCCUUGUUGAUGCUUAUUUAACUUGAGAAAUGACAAGCAUAAAAUUCCGAAAAUCUGUGAUUUGAAUUCCAUUUAUAAUUCAUACAAUUUUUUAUUCGCCAAUUUACAUUUUUUUUGUUAUUUUGCACUUGUCAGCAAAACAAAUUCUAAGAGGCAUUUUAUAAUCUAAACCAUGACCUGUCAGCAUGCUUACAGUACUCAGAAACAGCUUUGGUGGUGACUGUGCUAGGUGUGUUCAGGCUGGUGUCAUUGAACUUUGCCCAGAUGAAGACACAGUGGUUCUCAAACCAGCUAGAGAGAUUUCUGUGCAAUUCUGCUACAUUCACCGUAGUUGACAUUCCCCAAACAAGUAGCAUCCUGUGAGCUAAUUUUGUCCAGCAAUGCCUUCAAUCAUAUCAUGUUACAUUAACUAGUAUUGUAAAGCUAAACAACUAUUUAAAAAAAAAUUUAAUAGAUACAUUGUUUGUGUCUUUUUUGUGUCUUCUGAAAAAAUGCUUUUUGCCAUUGUGCUCACUGCUUUCUUCUGUCUUUAGAAUAGCCUUUUCUGAUCUGUUGAACUUUUUUUUAUGUUUGAAGAAAGAUAAAUGGAUUUGUUUUCAAUGCCCCCUGUGUGUUUAAGACUGCCUUAUGACAACUUUUGCCUACUGUAGACACUUUCUGUUUCAUAAAUUCAACUUUACAGCAAUUGUGCUAAUUUUUUUUUCUCUACAGAUUAAAUGUUGGCCUUGUAUGUUGUUGAGCUUUGUUUUUUAUGGUAAAUGUCAAUGAAAGAUUGAAACUCAGCUGAUAUUAGACAAUUUAUUGAGCUGUACACAUCAAAGUUUAUUGAACUUAAUUUAUUGAUUGAUCUAUGUUAAAUAAUUGUAUAGUUGGUCUCAGUGAUGACAAGUUUUGUGCGAUGUUGAGAAAUAAUGAUACCAUGAGCAAUUGAAUUGAAUUAUAUCAUGAAUAAUUUGAUGAAAUGAUAUGAGUUAAAGAAUAAAAUUAUAUCAUGAGUUAAAGAAUGAAAUUAUAUUAUGAGUUAAAGAAUGAAAUUAUAUUAUGAGUUAAAGAAUGAAAUUAUAUUAUGAGUUAAAGAAUGAAAUUAUAUCAUGAGUUAAAGAAUGAAAUUAUAUCAUGAGUUAAAGAAUGAAAUUACAUCAUGAGUUAAAGAAUGAAAUCAUAUCAUGAGCAAUUGAAUGGAAUUAUAUCAUGAGUUAAAGAAUAAAAUUAUAUCAUGAGUAUUAGAAUGCAAUCAUUGUGCUCCAUGUAAAGUUUGGAAAUGGUUGCAAGCUGAAGCUUGGUUUGUGGUAUUUGUUUUGUUGAUUUGCAUAUCAUAGAAUCCAGCAGCUGUGAUGAUCUGUACUUAUAUACAAUGGUCCAUUCAAGUGUUUUAUCCAUUUGUCAUUCACAAACAUAUCAAAACUUUGAAUCAAAAAUAAAAGUAAUCAAGUCUGCAA